Paramecium sonneborni is the source of this 554-nucleotide messenger RNA. Lineage: Eukaryota; Ciliophora; Oligohymenophorea; Peniculida; Parameciidae. The record is from the annotation of a GenBank genome assembly.
GAUAUGUUCUAUCUUUUAAUUUAUGCUUUUUCUUAUCUUAUAUUGAUUGAAUGCCCAAUAGUAGUAUGCAGUAACUUAUUCAAAUCUGGUAGUCUUGUUAUUGGAGGAAGUCAUAUGGUAUUAACAAUGAUAUAAUUUUCUUUAUCAGAAUAUUUGACAACUGAAUAGUUUUGAAAUGCAUUUGCUCUAGUUUCAUGUAUGCCAGGUCCAAUGUUCAAUAUUGCAAUCUAUAUUGGAGCCUUAAUAGGUGGUAUUCCUAUGACAAUUUUAGCAGAAAUAUUUAUGUUUCUACCAGGUUUCUUUACUAUAUUUGGAUUGUUACUAUAUUGGAAGAAAUAUAGAGGUUUGAGAACAAUAAGAGCAAUUUUGUAAGGAAUAGCAGCAGUUGCAGAAGGAUUUAUAUUAAGAGCAAUAACACAUUUGAUUAUUAACUCAUGUAGUAAAGAUAUCAUCGUUCCAAUGGGAUUAGCUGUUUAUGUCUUUACAAAGGUGUUCUAAUACCUUUUGUAAUAAUCGGAGGUGGUUGUAUUAAUUUAUUGGCAGAAUAUAAAUGA